Messenger RNA from Suncus etruscus (white-toothed pygmy shrew), 1620 nucleotides. RefSeq names its product keratin, type II cytoskeletal 73. The transcript is spliced from 9 exons. Gene Ontology annotation, cellular component: keratin filament. Bases 1 to 1620 code for a protein of 539 amino acids. NCBI's taxonomy places the organism in Eukaryota, Metazoa, Chordata, Mammalia, Eulipotyphla, Soricidae. Gene Ontology annotation, biological process: keratinization; intermediate filament organization. Gene Ontology annotation, molecular function: structural constituent of skin epidermis. The record is from RefSeq and is a predicted model, not a curated record.
AUGAACCGCCAGUUCACCUACAAGUCAGGAGCUACUGCGAAAGGGGGCUUUAGUGGUUGUUCGGCUGUGAUUUCGGGGGGCAGCUCUGCAUCCUACCGUGCAGGAGCCAAAGGGCUCAGUGCUGGCUUCAGCAGCCGGAGCCUCUACAGCAUGGGUGCCACCAGGGGCAUCUCCUUCAAUGUGGCCAGCAGCAAUGGAAGGGCAGGAUUUGGAUUUGGCCGGAGCCGGGCCAGUGGCUUUGCAGGCAGCAUGUUCGGCAGCGUGACCCUGGGGCCCACCUGCCCCACUGUGUGCCCUCCAGGGGGCAUUCACCAGGUCACCAUCAACAAGAGCCUCCUGGCCCCCCUCAAUGUGGAGCUGGACCCUGAGAUCCAGAAAGUGCGCGCCCAGGAGCGGGAGCAGAUCAAGGCUCUGAACAACAAAUUUGCCUCUUUCAUCGACAAGGUGCGCUUUCUGGAGCAACAGAACCAGGUGCUUGAGACCAAGUGGGAGCUUCUGCAGCAGCUGGACCUGAGCAACAGCAAGAACAACCUGGAGCCCAUCUUGGAGGGCUUCAUCAGCUCCCUGCGCAAGCAGCUGGAGGGGUUGUCGGGAGACAGGGUGCGGCUGGAUUCAGAGCUGAGAAACAUGCGUGAUGUAGUGGAGGACUACAAGAAGAGGUAUGAGGAGGAAAUCAACAAGCGCACAACUGCAGAGAAUGACUUUGUGGUGCUGAAGAAGGAUGUGGAUGCUGCUUACAUGAGCAAGGUGGAGCUGCAGGCCAAGGUGGAUGCCCUGGACCGAGAAAUCAAGUUCUUCAAGUGCCUGUAUGAGGGGGAGAUCGCUCAACUCCAAUCCCACAUCAGUGACACAUCAGUCAUCUUGUCCAUGGACAACAACCGAAAACUGGACCUGGACAGUAUCAUUGCUGAGGUGCGAGGCCAGUAUGAAGACAUCGCCCUGAAGAGCAAGGCUGAGGCUGAGGCCCUGUACCAGACCAAGUUCCAGGAGCUCCAGCUGGCAGCUGGCCGGCAUGGUGAUGACCUCAAACACACUAAGAAUGAGAUCUCCGAGCUGACCAGGAUCAUCCAGAGGCUGCGUUCAGAGAUCGAAAGUGUUAAGAAGCAGUGUUCCAACCUAGAGACGGCCAUAGCUGAUGCUGAGCAGAGGGGUGACUGUGCCCUCAAGGAUGCCCGGGCCAAGAUGGAUGAGCUGGAGGAAGCCCUGCAGAAGGCCAAGGAGGAGCUGGCCCGAAUGCUGCGGGAGUACCAGGAGCUGAUGAGCACCAAGCUGGCACUGGACAUUGAGAUCGCCACCUACCGCAAACUGUUAGAGGGCGAGGAGUGCCGGAUGUCUGGAGAAUAUACAAACUCCGUGAGCAUUUCUGUCAUCAGCAGCUCUGCUGCUGGCACCACAGGUGCUGGAGCAGGCUUUGGAUUCAGCGGUGCGGGCACCUAUGGCUAUCGGUCCAGCUCUGUGGGUGGAGGCUACAGCAUGCUGUCUGGGGGCUGUGUCACUGGCAAUGGGAACUGCAGCCCCCGCGGGGAAGCCAAAACCAGGCUGGGGAGUGCAAGUGAAUUCAAGGAUCCCUCAGGGAAGUCCCCUGCUCUGAGCUCACCCACCAAGAAAAACACUAGAUAA